This is a messenger RNA of Lactuca saligna, 1011 nucleotides long. NCBI's taxonomy places the organism in Eukaryota, Viridiplantae, Streptophyta, Magnoliopsida, Asterales, Asteraceae. The record is from the annotation of a GenBank genome assembly.
AUGGAGGGGGAGAUGAAAAACUUCGUAUUUGUAUGGACAACAGUCUUGGCAUCUCUCCUUUUCUGCCGCAAAAUCAGUAAAGUUAUAGCACCAGGUCCUUUGUACUCAAAGCCACCCCUCCCUUUGUCCAAAUUCAUCCUCACUGCUUGCGUCCCGAUCAAAAUCAGCGAUAAAUCCCAAUCUAAGAAGAUAUCGACUCAAGUUAAUGGAAAAUCGAAUCCGGAAGCUUCCGAAAGUGAAAAACCAGACAAAUCUCAAGCUAACGGACACCGAUCGGAGAUCGGAGCAGGUGGAGAUUCAAAAAAGGGAAAGAAAUCGCCGAUCAAUUACCCCAUCAAGUUUGUGGUGUUUGUUUUGUUGCUGAAGAUUUAUGAAUAUGGAGACCAGUUACACCCUCUGAUGAAAAUGGCUCUGUUUUGUGUUCAUAUUUAUGUGGUUCUAGAUGUAGGUUUAGCCAUGGUGGCGUAUUUAGCUCGAGCUAUUGUUGGUUUCGAGCUCGAACCACAGUUCGAUGAGCCGUAUCUGGCUACAUCUCUACAAGAUUUUUGGGGAAAGAGAUGGAAUCUAAUGGUUACAGGUAUACUACAUCCAACGGUGUACCUUCCCGUCCGAUCAAUCUUUGGUAGAUUUCUAUCGAGAGAUUUAGCCUCGCUUCCGGCAGUAACGGCCACGUUUAUCGUCUCCGGUUUGAUGCACGAGUUAAUAUUUUAUUACCUUGGACGACUAAAACCUACAUGGGAAGUCACAUGGUUCUUCGUGAUUCACGGCGUGUUGGUGAGUGUGGAGUUGGUGGUUAAAAGGGCGGUGGGUGGAAGAUUCCGUCUGCCGGCGGUGGUUUCCGGGCCGCUGGCGUUGGGUGUGGUGAUGGCCACCAGCUUCUGGUUAUUCUUUCCGCCGUUCUUGCGGUGUGAGACGGAACUCCGGUCGUGUAAAGAAUUUGUUGCGUUCAUGGAACUUGUUGUUCGUGGAAGAUUUGUUGGUCCAAAUGACGUAUCUUGCCCUUACUAUUGA